Messenger RNA from Xyrauchen texanus (razorback sucker), 1371 nucleotides. RefSeq lists its product as uncharacterized. The transcript has 8 exons. Lineage: Eukaryota; Metazoa; Chordata; Actinopteri; Cypriniformes; Catostomidae. The coding region runs from base 236 to 1102 and encodes 288 amino acids. The record is from RefSeq and is a predicted model, not a curated record.
GGCCUUGAAAUAGCUGUGUGCAGACAUGGACUCUUGCUGCAAGGCUUGAAUCAUUACUGUGGUGAAAUAUAUGCCUACCCAAUGUUCCUGCAGAAGGAGCAUGCACAAGCUGCAAAUGCAACAUUCUUUUGCAUGGACAUUGCUUGCAGGUACUGGCCUUAUUUGGAAAAGAUGGCAGAGAAGUUGUCUGAGCUCCAGCCACUGACCAUGAUGAAGCCUUUUCUCUCUGUAAUGCAUGCCAAGGCUCACACUGGCAAAUGUGAGGUUAGGUGGGGCGGUAGAAGCCAGGAUGGUGCAGAAAAUACUGUUGGUGAAGAGGUGGAACAGGUCAAUAGCUUCCUUUUCAAGGGCAGCUCUUACUAAGUACAUGACCAAGUCAGGCAGAGGAGAUAUGAUAACUGUGCUUGCCAUGGGAACCAUAGGAAGGUGCAGAGUCUCCACAAGACACUGGCGAAAAGAUUUGUCAAAACUACACAGAGCAGAAAUGGAAGCAGCCAAUCUUGAGUCUCAAGCAGGAGUUAAACAUCUCUAUGGAGGAUGCAGAUCGACAGCAACCAAACAAGGCAACGCAAACGGAGGAGACUUGGUGAGCUCAAAGACACUUAGAGAGAAGAUAGUGCUGUACAACACCAUUCCUGGCUGUGAAGAGAACAUUGACACCGAAGCAGCAUGCAGUCUCUCUGAUGAUUUUAUUCUGCCUUGGGAAGCACAAGGAGAUGUGGCAAGUCUCCGCUUGAAGAGGCAAGUGUUUGACCCAAGUCAUGCUGGUCAGGCGCAUGGAGGAGGAGAAGAUAAUAAUUGUAAAGGAGAUGACUCAGCAUUAUCAACAUCUAAAAAAACAUUGGAGAAACUGGACAAUCUCCUUCAGGAGACUAAAGAGGACAUCAAGAUCCAUAAUCCGCCUACAGAGCUGACCGAAGAGGGCCACAGGGGGCUUUACUGCUGUAUCUUACACAAGCGGCACAUUCUGCAGCAAAAACUUGCAGCAGUCACCAGCACCUAUGGCAGUGUCAACACAGACCCUUCCUUCAUGCUGGAGGAACAUGUUGAAGAGGAGAGUGAGGGCAACAGCAGUCCAGAACUUUCUGAAGAAGAGUCUUAAAGUUUUAGCACAAACAUUGGAAGCAUUGGAUCUUCCCAAAAUCAGACUCUUGAGUUUUGAGUCUUGAAAUGAAAUAUUUUUCAGAUUAAUUAAUUAAAUAAUAAAUUAGUAAAAGUCAUGCUAACCCUGAGCUACUGUGUCUGUUGUUUUUUCUUACACCAACAUGUUCUAAUUCUGUGCAGAUUUGGAUAACAGAAGGCUCUACAUUAUCCAUGUGCCUCUGUCACCAUUGUUACAGAGGCACAGCUUGCUUGCUUGCCACAUGUAAA